Molecule: messenger RNA, 1269 nt
Organism: Penicillium antarcticum
Lineage: Eukaryota; Fungi; Ascomycota; Eurotiomycetes; Eurotiales; Aspergillaceae
Gene: rpt3
Product: proteasome regulatory particle base subunit RPT3
Exons: 6
Coding region: 1-1269 (422 amino acids)
Biological process (GO): proteasome-mediated ubiquitin-dependent protein catabolic process
Cellular component (GO): proteasome regulatory particle, base subcomplex
Molecular function (GO): proteasome-activating activity; ATP hydrolysis activity; ATP binding
Source: RefSeq, a predicted model, not a curated record
AUGGGAGACGUCGCCGUGGAGAACCCGGCGAACAACGUCACGCCGCUUGCUAAGCCAGGCGCGCUCGACGCCCUCGCUAACUUGGAUUCCCUCGAUGGCACAGGUGCUGAUGGAAACGACGAAUAUGCUACCCUAAAGCGCCUACAGAGACAUCUAGAGUACAUCCAACUCCAGGAAGAAUACAUCAAGGAUGAGCAGAGGAGCUUGAAGAGGGAGCUGGUUCGGGCACAAGAGGAGAUCAAGCGGAUACAGAGUGUGCCGCUGGUCAUCGGACAAUUUAUGGAGGCUAUCGAUCAGAACACUGGUAUUGUGCAAAGCUCGACCGGUUCUAAUUACGUCGUCCGUAUCCUGUCCACUCUCGACCGCGAGAAGCUGAAGCCCUCAUCUUCGGUCGCCCUCCACCGUCACUCCAAUGCCCUUGUCGAUAUUCUCCCUCCCGAAGCCGACUCAUCUAUUGCCAUGCUAGGUGAGAAUGAGAAGCCGGAUGUUACGUACGCAGAUGUCGGUGGUCUGGAUAUGCAGAAGCAGGAAAUCCGAGAGGCUGUCGAGCUGCCUUUGACGCAUUUCGACCUCUACAAGCAGAUUGGUAUCGAUCCUCCCCGUGGUGUCUUGCUGUAUGGUCCUCCUGGAACCGGAAAGACCAUGCUGGUUAAGGCCGUGGCCAACAGCACAACUGCCAGCUUCAUCCGUGUCAACGGAUCAGAGUUCGUACAGAAGUAUCUUGGUGAGGGUCCUCGUAUGGUGCGUGACGUUUUCCGCAUGGCGCGUGAAAACUCACCUGCUAUUAUCUUCAUCGAUGAGAUCGACGCUAUCGCCACCAAGCGUUUCGAUGCCCAGACCGGUGCCGAUCGUGAAGUCCAGCGUAUUCUUCUGGAAUUACUGAACCAGAUGGAUGGUUUUGAACAAUCAAGCAAUGUCAAGGUCAUCAUGGCCACCAACCGAGCUGAUACUCUGGACCCUGCUCUGCUGCGUCCUGGUCGUCUGGACCGAAAGAUCGAGUUCCCCAACCUGCGAGACCGACGUGAGCGUCGCUUGAUUUUCACCACCAUCGCAUCGAAGAUGUCGCUUUCUCCCGAAGUUGACCUCGACGCCUUGAUCGUGCGCAACGACCCUCUGUCCGGUGCCGUUAUUGCUGCUAUCAUGCAGGAAGCUGGUCUGCGGGCUGUUCGCAAGAACCGCUACAACAUUAUCCAGUCCGACCUUGAGGACGCUUAUGCCGUCCAGGUCAAGAAUGGACAAGAUGAUGACCGUCCUGACUUCUAUCGCUAA